Molecule: messenger RNA, 2773 nt
Organism: Solea solea (common sole)
Lineage: Eukaryota; Metazoa; Chordata; Actinopteri; Pleuronectiformes; Soleidae
Gene: fezf1
Product: FEZ family zinc finger 1
Exons: 4
Coding region: 166-1479 (437 amino acids)
Cellular component (GO): nucleus
Source: RefSeq, a predicted model, not a curated record
CCUGAUUGUCAUCAAUAAGCGGGGGAACGGGCCCCGUGAUUCGGAGGGGGUUUUCCCGGCAGAUGAUGUCUUUUCCUGUGGGCCGGUGAGGAGCAGCCCCAACCUCCGCCUUCCCCACCAGCAGCUUCUUGUCGUUGUUGUCGCGGCGCGGUAGAUGCGGAGGUGAUGGACGGACCUCUCCGCCGCCCAGCGGGGAUCCUCAGCUCCCCCCCGGCUUCUGGGAGUCAGCCCGCGGGCUCCGACAUGCUCACCUCCGGCAGUAGCAGCAGUAAGACCCUCGCUUUCUCCAUCGACCGGAUUAUGGCCAGGACGCCCGAACCCAAGUCAAUACCGCUCCCCAGCUGGUUCCAGUCCGCUCCCGCGGGGAAACCUGACGUGUGUGCGUCCUCGCUGCACUGUAUGAUUCCACUGAUGCCGCUCGGGUAUGAUCCGGGCCACAGGCUCAGCAUUUCCGGGCUGGAUGCGGGCCACUUGGACGCGUCUCCUGUCGCUGCUCCAGCUGACUUUUUGGGCUUUGGGUUGAACUAUAAGAAUCAACAGGAUGAAUCCGCUGUCAACCACAACACACAACCGCAGUACAAACUCUUCAGACCCCGGGUGGUGAACCAGUCCUCCUUCCCCACCAUGGGCACCGUGUGUUACCUUAACUGCAGCGGGGACAGCGGCGCCUGUGCGCCGCCGGCCGGGCUUGUCAACCUGCACCCGAUGGCCUCGUACCUGCUCAGUGCCCGGCACAAAGCCUUCAUGACGGAGAAGAACAAGCCGGGCCUGCAGCAGGCCGGGGAGCGGUACCCGGUGUCCGGCGUGCAGGCCUUUAAGGAGCUGUCACAGAGUCAGAUCCAGCACUACAUGAAGGAGCGAGACCAGAUUCUCACCGACAAGAUCUUUAAAGACUCGGCGGCAGCAGCGGCCAGACUCAGCGGCUCGUGUCCGGGCAGCAAACCAAAAGUUUUCACCUGCGAGGUCUGCGGAAAGGUGUUUAACGCGCACUACAACCUGACCCGCCACAUGCCCGUGCACACAGGCGCGCGGCCGUUCGUGUGCAAAGUAUGCGGCAAAGGCUUCAGACAGGCGAGCACACUGUGCCGACACAAAAUCAUCCACACUCAGGAAAAACCGCACAAGUGUAACCAGUGUGGAAAAGCCUUCAACCGCAGCUCUACCCUCAACACACACUCACGCAUCCACGCGGGAUACAAACCGUUUGUGUGCGAGUUCUGUGGGAAAGGUUUCCAUCAGAAAGGAAACUACAAGAACCACAAGCUGACGCACAGUGGGGAGAAGCAGUUCAAGUGCUCCAUCUGCAGCAAGGCCUUCCACCAGGUGUACAACCUCACCUUUCACAUGCACACACACAACGACAAGAAGCCCUUCACCUGCCCGACCUGUGGCAAAGGCUUCUGCAGGAACUUUGACCUGAAGAAACACAUCAGGAAGCUGCACGACUCGUCCAGUCCACAGUCGCCCCCCCAGACCUGAGACACACACUGCUGACCUCUGGCCCUCGGAACAGUGACUCUGCACCUCAACAGAAAUAAAAGAAAAGAAAAAGAUCAAGACGUUCCCAUCAGGUCAGGAAAUAAACUCAAGUCCUCACAAGACAAGUUCUGUGGGGUUUUUAGUAACACGUGACCUCAUUUCCAUGUCUCCACUUGUUUCUACGAAUCAAUAAUUGGUGACCUCAAAUCACUGACCCGUGUUCUCAAAUGACUUCUUCAGGCCACUCACUCGAACCAUGAGAUUCCUCAAACACAAAGAGUCCUCACAUUUCAAAUAUUUCACUUGGAAAUACUCAUUUGUGUGCUCAAUAUCACAUUUUUUGGUUCCCAGACAUGAGUCAUUUGUUCCUUUGAUGACUUGGCUCUGAUUUGACCCCCUCGCAUCUCCUCUGUGCAGCCGCGGCAUCUUUUAAAAAACACUUAAGUCUUAUGAGUCCCAUUCCUUGAUUUCAUGACAAAAUGCCCUCAAAUUAGAAAAUAAUGUCCCCUUUUACCUGCAAAGUUCUCUAAACAAAACCAAGUUUCCACUCAGGUUGCUGAGAUCACAGCCUUGCUGCUGGUUCUAAUGAUAUUUUUGUUUUGAGUCUUAAUGGCUGUUUUAUUUCAGAUUUCUGAACAAAAUGUCCCUAAAUUUAGAUCUGUUGAGGCAGCGCAUUCCAAAUGACAAAUAAUUUAAUCAGAAAUACCAAUUGGUUUCAGUUUUUAUUCCCUCAUAUUAAUAGUUUUCAUAAAAAUGAGUCUACCUUAGCUCAAAGUCGGGGAAUCGACAACAACAACAUCAAGAACACAAACUUACACUACACAGUGUAAUUGAUUUCAGAUGUUUCAUUAGCAGCUCUGUAUGUGGUAAAUCUUCAUCUUUUAAAGACCACACAGACUGUCAAAUGUUUUAGAGCAGACAUAUUCUGCUUCAGAGCCACAGAAGAGAAUCUAAAACAUGUUGCCAAUAAAUUGUAAAUAAGGUGAUUGUCCCAUUUAAAAUGAACUAAACGCCUCUCGCAUCUUUGACUUAUAUAACAAGCAGAUAAUAAUCUGUAGCGUGAGAAUAAGAGAACUAUCCGUAUUUCCGAAACCAUGGUCAGGCUCUCGUUCAUCAUAGGGCAUCAUAUGUGUAAUUGAAUUGAAUAGGAUUUGAAAACAUUUUGUCACAUUUAUAUAUUUCUAUCUCCAUUUUUUUGUGGUUUACAAAUGUAUUGACUCUUUGUACCAUUUUUAUAAUAUGAUUUCUUUGACCCUUGACCCUGAUCUGUACUAAACACGAUCCAAAAAGAAAC